CUCCAAAUAUAGCAGAGAGAAAGAAAGAGAAGACCCCUUCUUUCCCAACCAUCCAAUUUUCCAUUGAACCAACGCAUUGCACGCUCUUCCUUCUUUCAGAUUCAUUCUCCACUAAAUCUCUCUCUGUUCUCCUCUUUUCUCCUUCUCCUACACCCAAAUCUCUUGCCUCUUUGCUUCCCCCAAACUUCACUUACUUUCUCCCCUGCAUUCCAAUCUAACUCCUUACUUAACCUUCUUUUCUGCCUUCCUUUGACCUUGUUGAUCCAAGCACAGUGCCUAUAAUGCAAGGAGAAAAUUUUAUUAAUUCUGAAAGGGAAAUUAAGGUUAGUUUUGGCUAUCAGUGCAACAGCCCCAGAGGUAUUCCUUGUAGCGCUGCUAAUGGGCGUGAAAUCUGGUCAGGAAGUGAAAUGCCAAGGACCGGCAGUUUUUCUUGCUUGUCCGGUGCUGCCUUAAGUGCCAAUGCAACAUUGGCCAACACGAAUAUCUGUAAUGGUGUGAUCGGAGGUGAGAUUCUUCCUAGUUUGGAUUCCCCUAAAUCAUUUCGGAGGGUUCCCUCUUCCCCAUCUCUUCCAAGGUUGGAUAUAUUAUCAUCUUCGCUGCAAAGCAGUAUCUCAAACUUAAGUUGCAGUUCACCAAGUCCAGUUGAUUCACCUGAAACUGACUCAUUUUUACUGAAACCGAUGAGUGCUCCUUCUAGAACUGACAGUUUCCUUAAUGCUAUGGAAGUACAAAUGGCGGGUGGAGCCGCAGGUGAAGACAGGGUUCAAGCUGUCUGUUCUGAAGAGAACGGGUGGCUCUUUUGUGCAAUCUAUGAUGGUUUUAAUGGAAGGGAUGCAGCUGAUUUUCUUGCUGGCACAUUAUAUGAAACUAUAAUAUUUUACUUUACUUUACUAGACAGGGAAUCAAAGCAGAACGUCCCCACUGGAAAUGGAUGUUUUGAAUAUUUUCAUGAUGAUAGUUUGGUUGGUAAUAAGGCAAAACCCACUUCUAGGAUUGACGGCAAGAAUUAUGCAAGUGCUGAAAGCUUGAUGAAAAAAACUGCGGAUUGUAAAAUGGAAGUGCCGUGUGAUUCAUUUAGGCAUGGGGUGCUUGAUAGCCUCCAACAUGCUCUAAGUCAAGCCGAGAAUGAUUUCUUGUACAUGGUAGAACAGGAAAUGGAGGACCGCCCUGAUUUAGUUUCAAUAGGAUCUUGUGUUUUGGUUGUUUUCCUGCAUGGAAAUGAUAUGUAUACUCUCAAUUUAGGUGAUAGUCGAGCUGUAUUGGCAACAUAUGAUGAUGCCAAUGACAUGGGUAGGACUGAAAAGUUGAAAGCUAUUCAGCUUACCGAUAUUCACACUGUUGAUAAUGAAGUUGAAAGAACUAGACUCUUGCAUGAGCAUCCUGAUGACUCUAUGCCUGUAGUAGCUGGAAAAGUGAAAGGAAAAUUGAAGGUUACUCGUGCAUUUGGAGUAGGUUACUUGAAAAAGAAAAAAAUGAAUGAUGCAGUGAUGGGAAUUAUUCGAGUUCAUAACCUCAUUAGCCCCCCAUAUAUCUCCACCGAACCAUCACUGAAUGUGCACACAAUAUCAAGAUCGGAUCACUUUGUUAUAAUUGGUAGUGAUGGUUUAUUCGACUUCUUCAGCAAUGAUGAGGCCGUAAAGCUUGUUCUUUCUUAUAUCUCUAGCAACCCUUAUGGAGAUCCUGCAAAAUUUCUCUUGGAGCAGCUUGUAAUAAAAGCAGCGCAUUCUGCAGGUUUCAGUAAGGAAGAAUUGAUGAACAUUCCAGCUGGUAGGAGGAGGAAAUACCAUGAUGAUGUUACUGUUAUGGUGAUUAUUCUCGGAACGAAUCAUCGCACUUCUAAGGCAUCAACUUGUGUAUGAAUUUUAUGUCAAAGCAUUGCAACUUGUUAUAAUUUUCAAUUGUACAUAGCUUGAAUUCAGAUAAAUUUUCUGUUGGGGACAAAAUUUUGUAUUACUUGGAGUCAUGCAUUAGAGUGUUUGAUGUGAAUAAGUAGGUGAGUCUUUUCAUUUUUCUUUUAACAUUUCACAACUAGUUCUAAAGUAUCCUCUUCUAAGUUAUUGCUUAUGAAUAAUCAGAAGAUCUGCUAACUACUAGACAAAGUUCUUUUGUAAAUUACUUGCUUGUUGAUGCUCCCAUCAUCUUCUGAAUGUGAAUAACUCAAUUCUUACAA
Gossypium raimondii (Peruvian cotton) is the source of this 2170-nucleotide messenger RNA. RefSeq names its product probable protein phosphatase 2C 40. Lineage: Eukaryota; Viridiplantae; Streptophyta; Magnoliopsida; Malvales; Malvaceae. Gene Ontology annotation, biological process: protein dephosphorylation. The record is from RefSeq and is a predicted model, not a curated record. Bases 282 to 1859 code for a protein of 525 amino acids. The transcript is spliced from 4 exons. Gene Ontology annotation, molecular function: protein serine/threonine phosphatase activity.